Lepisosteus oculatus (spotted gar) is the source of this 1851-nucleotide messenger RNA. It is a transcript of the gene trappc6b, whose product is annotated as trafficking protein particle complex subunit 6B. The record is from RefSeq and is a predicted model, not a curated record. Gene Ontology annotation, cellular component: TRAPP complex; cis-Golgi network; trans-Golgi network. Gene Ontology annotation, biological process: endoplasmic reticulum to Golgi vesicle-mediated transport; regulation of GTPase activity. NCBI's taxonomy places the organism in Eukaryota, Metazoa, Chordata, Actinopteri, Semionotiformes, Lepisosteidae.
ACCAUAUUGUAUGAAUAAGGACCCCGUAAAAUUCUUGAGUAGAGGAAUAUUUAAAAUGGUCUAGUACCGUCUUACAUUUGAUUUAUUUAAAACAUGUAAACAGGUGUUCUUUUUACUCGACGAAUAGAUGUUUUAGUACACUUUAAAUACAGCGCGACCCGUUUUUAAUUGUGAAUGUGUGUACGACUGAACGUAGGUAUAUUUAUCUUUCUACAGUAAGAUACACGCUGCGCCGGUGCACAGCGGUUUUCAGUUCUGCUAGCAGGGCGGCGUUGUGGGUUGAAGUAGUCUCGUCUCUUUUUUAUUUUAAAAAAUACAUUGUAGCAAAUCGUUGGGUGUUGUUAAUAAAUAUACAUUCGCAAGGGAUAUUUGCUGGACAGGGGUUGAGCCAGAAUGGCGGAUGAAGUUCUGUUUCAGUUCCUCCACAAUGAGCUCAUACAGUAUGUUUACAAGUCGGCUGAGCAUGGGGAGAUGGAGAAUGGGAGAUGCAUAACAAGACUGGAAAACAUGGGCUUCAGAGUGGGCCAAGGAUUAAUAGAAAGGUUCACCAAAGACACUGCACGGUUCAAAGAUGAACUGGAUGUCAUGAAGUUCAUUUGUAAAGAUUUCUGGACCUGUGUAUUCAAAAAGCAAAUCGAUAACUUAAGAACAAACCAUCAGGGAAUUUAUGUGCUACAGGAUAACAAGUUCCGGUUGCUGACACAGAUCUCUGCAGGAAAACAGUAUUUAGAGCAUGCACCCAAGUAUUUGGCAUUCACCUGUGGUCUGGUGAGAGGAGGACUGUCAAAUCUGGGGGUUAAAAGCAUUGUCACGGCAGAAGUCUCUGUGAUGCCUGCAUGCAAAUUUCAAGUUAUGAUACAGAAGAUCUAGAAGGAUCCUCGUGUUGAGUUUAAUGCCUUUUUAAAUGUAUGAAGUAUUCCUGCACGCAAACACAGUAUGGUGGCAUUCAGGACCUUUGUGUAAUAUCUGUUUUACUUUUUACAAUGACUUUAACUGACUUUAAUUGCCUUGAAAAGCAUCUGUGUUUAAAUUAUUAUUCACAACUCUUAAUAAAGGACCACAUUACUAUAUUAACAAAGUUCUCGUGCUUAUUGUAAGUAGAAAUUAACAUUCAGGCAUGCACCCUUGUGAAGUUCAGGUAAUUUGUGUUGUAAGUGAGUUCAAAAACUGUUUUCAUCAAGAGGAGUCACUGAAAACUAAAACCCAACAGAUGAAAUUGAAAUACAAGGAAUGUACAGGGUGAAUGAUAAAGAGAUCAUAUUCAACUUAUUCAACUGUCCUAGUGGAAAAUAAAUUAAGUCUGCUUCAUUUCGUUUUUUCGUUUUUAGAGUUCUGUAUAUUUUUGCCAUGUGUAAUCUGGACUUUAGUCAAACUGAUUUUACUGAUGUGUAUGUCAUAUACUGUAUCUGAAUGGCAACGGAAUUGAAUGAUCGAAAUUGACUUGAGUGAUAUAAAUAUAAAGAUUCAAAUUUAUAUAGACCCUGUCAUCAAGAUGCAACUAUAUAUAUAUAGAUAUAUUUUGUAAAGGAAAUUGACUUCAAAUGCACCAAUCAAGGCCAGUACAGCAAUUAACUAAUUUACUGAUUGCAGUGAUCCCUCACUUAAAGUUAUCCAUCUAAUAUCUCAGCUUACUCCUGUUUUGGAAUCUCUGCACUGGCUUCCUGUUAAUCUAAUUUUCAGAAUCUUCUAAAUCUUGAUUUAAAAGUUAUUUUAUUGAUUUUUAAAGCUUUGAAUGGUUUGGUUUCAUUCUGUCUGAUCUUUUGUAUUUAUAAGACAAAACAUUAUGGGGAAAUAAGGUUUUUGUUAGGGAUGUGCCUCACAAGUUGUGGCUUUUCCUGCAGUCUAGAUUUG